Molecule: messenger RNA, 1771 nt
Organism: Episyrphus balteatus (marmalade hoverfly)
Lineage: Eukaryota; Metazoa; Arthropoda; Insecta; Diptera; Syrphidae
Product: alpha-(1,3)-fucosyltransferase C
Exons: 3
Coding region: 449-1735 (428 amino acids)
Cellular component (GO): membrane
Molecular function (GO): alpha-(1->3)-fucosyltransferase activity
Source: RefSeq, a predicted model, not a curated record
UUGCAGUUUUCAUUUGACCAUUGCUCACAUUGGAUGGUUUAUUCUGGUAAUCUUUUGUCGUUUCGAGGUUUUAACCGAAUUGUUGAUUUAAUUUUUGUUUUGCUGACCGUUUAAUUAAAAUUUUAAUUUUGAAUUAAAUUCGACUUCGUUUUUGACUAAGAUACUUUUCAGUGAAGAAAUUUUAUCUAACUCCAGAAGUACUAUUGUGAAAUUGAAUGGUUAGCUAUACUUUGACGGAUCUAAAUGAAUACAUAUGUUCUCCUCUUGCAUGAGUAGUUGUUGACGUAACUAAAUCAAUAUGGUUGUCGUACAAUAUAAUGAAAACAUAAUAAUGUUAUCAACCUGCAUACAGUACAGCAAAAUCAGAUAAGACAUGGCAGCAAGCUAUAUAUCGUUUACUUUCGAUAAGCCUCAUAAUAUGAUAAUAUGAGUUAUAGUUAGUUGAAAAAUGAGUUCGGAGAGAUUACUUGGUAGUAAUAAUAACUACAACAACGACGCGGACAACGACAAUUCUAGUUCUAGUGAAAUGUCACUUCGAUUUCGAGGUAGACUUUGCCAGUUUUUCCUAAUUCUCCUAUUUUUAGGAGGCGGACUUUUGUUUAUAAUACAUUUUCUGCGUCAGCAACCAGCUAUAAAUCAAUAUGAAAUUUUGAAAAAUUACAAUCGAAAUCACAGAUAUUCGAGAUUAACACAAGGACAACCUCGAUCGAUAUUGCUAUGGAAUGCAUUUUUCGGUGAUCGUCGAUGGAAACUUCCCGACGACACCUUGGGACCGGAUUACUUUAGAGAACAACGAUGUCCGGUGGUGAAUUGUGUGCUGACAAAUAAUAAGGAUUUUCUACCUGCCAUUGAAAUGUUCGACGCUAUUGUCUUUCAUGUAGCUGAACAUUUUCCAUUUCUUCAACCGGUGCCGAGGCGUCGAAAUCCUUAUCAACAGUAUGUGUUUGCAUUGAUGGAACCACCAGGUGAAACCAAACACAUUCUUGGUAAUGAGGAGAGAUUCUACAAUUUGACCAUGACUUAUCGACUGGAUUCGGAUAUAUUUUGGCCAUAUAUGUUUUUUGAGGAUAUCGAAAGUGGGUAUAUAGUGGCUCCUAGUUUAAAUCCUACUUGGCGUACAGUGGAAUCUAUGGAAUCUUCAAAUGAUGAACAAUUGGAUAAAUUAAUAGCUGGAAAGAAGAAAUUUGCUGCAUGGUUUGUUUCACAUUGUGAUACUCUAUCGAAACGGGAAGAAUUGACCAAAAGUCUACAGAAAUAUGUUAAUGUUGAUGUUUAUGGCGCUUGUGGAACGUUAAAGUGUCCACACAACUCAUCUAAAUGCGAUCAAAUGAUCGACAGUAAUUACAAAUUUUAUUUUGCCUUCGAGAAUUCAUUGUGCCUUGAUUAUGUAACUGAGAAAUUCUAUAAUGCCUUAAAUCGUCAAGUGGUGCCAGUUGUUUUUGGUGGAGCUGAUUAUACAAAAAUUGCACCACCUCAUUCUUAUAUUAAUGCAGAAAAAUUCAAAACUGUCAAAGAACUUGCCGACUACCUUAUUUACCUGAACAAUCAUCCCAAAGAAUAUGCACGCUAUUUUUGGUGGCGUAAAUUCUACAGACUCACGUCACGAUCACCAUUUUGUGAUUUGUGUUCGAAAUUGAAUGCACCAGCUGCAACUGAAAAAGUACAAUUCUAUGAUGACAUCGAAAAUUGGUGGCUUGGUGGAUCUUGUUAUUUUGAACCAAAAAUAUUGCUAUAAUUUUAUUUAUAUUUUAAGAUUAAAGUAUAGAUGAUA